Molecule: messenger RNA, 2140 nt
Organism: Aegilops tauschii subsp. strangulata
Lineage: Eukaryota; Viridiplantae; Streptophyta; Magnoliopsida; Poales; Poaceae
Product: small ribosomal subunit protein mL103 (rPPR7)
Molecular function (GO): protein binding
Source: RefSeq, a predicted model, not a curated record
CAGCCAUCGUGGUGGAAGUAACUCUCGCCUCCAGUACCACCCCCCGCCUCCGCCCCCGACCAUGGCAGCCUCCACGCCGCCGUCCUAAUUAACAGCCACUCGCCCGACCUACCUCGAGACCCAGCUCCCCCCCGCACUGGCCGCGACCCGCCCCGGGAUCGCGCGGAUCAGAUGCUAUCCCUGGGCGCCCUCCGCAAGCUCUGCGCCGCCUUCGACGCCGUCGCGCUCACCAUCAUCGCCGCCGGCCUCUCCCACCCCCGCUGCCGCCCCUUCUCCGCGCGCGCGGCCCCGCCGCCGGACUUCCCCACCAUCGCCUCCUGCCGAGCCGCGGUCGCGGCCUCCAAGCGCCGCCGCCAGCCCUCUUCGGCCCCCGCCGAGGCGCGGCCGGAAGGGCCCGCGGACGCCGAGGCGCCGGUGCUGGUCAGGAUCAAGAGAGAGCGGGACCCGGUGCGGCUGUACGAGCUGUUCAAGGCCAAUGCGGACAACCGCGUGCUGGUCGAGAACCGGUUCGCGUUCGAGGACGCGGUGGCGCGACUGGCAGGUGCUCGACGGAAUGACCUCGUGGAGGAGAUCCUCGAGCAGCACAAGGCGCUGCCCCAGGGAAGGCGGGAGGGAUUCGUGGUCAGGAUCAUUGGCUUGUACGGGAGGGCCCGGAUGCCGGAGCACGCUCUCCGGACGUUCCGGGAGACGGAGAUGUACGGGUGCGAGCGCACGGUCAAGUCGCUCAAUGCCACGAUGAAGGUGCUGAUGCAAGCACGGCUCUUUGAUGAGGCCCUGCGGCUGUUGGACGAGGCAUCACCCACAUACGGGGUUGAGCUGGAUGACAUAUCGUAUAACACAGUGGUGAAGAUGGCGUGCGACAUGGGGGAGCUCCAUGCAGCGUACCGGGUAAUGCAGGAGAUGGAGAAGGAAGGAGUGCGGCCAGAUGUCAUCACAUACACGACACUGAUGGCUGCGUUCUAUAAGAAUGGCCACCGUGAGGUUGGGGAUGGCCUGUGGAACCUCAUGAGGUUGAGGGGUUGCAUGCCCACACUAACCAGUUACAAUGUAAGGAUUCAGUUCCUGAUCAACAGGAGAAGGGGCUGGCAGGCAAAUGAUCUGGUGCGGAAAAUGUAUGCAGCGGGGAUAACACCAGACCAGAUCACAUAUAACUUGGUUAUUAAGGGAUUUUUUGUGAUAGGUGAGCAUGAGAUGGCGAAGACAGUCUUUGGUGCAAUGCAUGGGAGGGGAUGCAAGCCAAAUGAAAGAAUUUACCAGACAAUGGUGCAUUACCUAUGUAAGCGACGGGAGUUUAAUUUGGCAUUCAGAUUGUGCAAAGAUAGCAUGGAGAAGAACUGGUUUCCAAGUGUCGAUACCAUUCACAAUCUGCUGAAAGGCCUUAUGGUAAUUAAAAAGGACAGGAAUGCCCGAGAGAUAAUGAAGUUGGUUGCUGAGAGAAAACCUUCCUACUCAGUUGAUGACGUGAAGGCCUUCCAAGACAUAUUGUCUCAUGGGAAGACUGGAAGAUAAGUUGACUGCUGGACGAAAAGUUUUGCUGUAAAUGCACCACAUGUAACUCUGCCACUUUUUCCAUGCUUGAUUGGAAGGAGAAGGCAACAAAGAGAAUAAUGAAAGUGCAGAACAAUGGAAGUGGAGGGGAAUGGGAUCGCUUGGUCAUUCAAGCAGUACUUGUUACCAGAACCAUUGUAGACGUUGCUGGGGAGCAUUUGGAGGAAAACAAGCGUAUUGAUCAUCAAUCGCAGUGAAGUGAGCUUUCUUCUGCCCAGGUUGGCAACAGAUGGCGCAGAUUUGCAGCUUCGUGCAAGCAGCAUAGCCAACCAGAAGAGAUUUAUACCAACAGCGGGGUAGCAUAGCCAUAUACUGCUACUGAGAGACACACAUACACUGGUACUCCGUCUGUAAGAGCGUUUAAAUUACUAAAUUAAUAAAAGAGCGUUUAGAUUACUAAGUGUUCUAAACACUUCUAUAUUAGUUUACGGAGGGAGUACUACUUAGUUAGACCAUGUUCAUGUCACUACAACCAUAAAUUUACGACAUUCUUUGUCCGGUUCUUCAUGUAGAAAAUAUUCAUUGACAUUAUGUUGUAUUCUCGUUGUUUCUACUCAAUCAACGUGUACGACACAGGUGGUACAAUAUAAAA